CACAGGGCAGGGAGAGCUACGGCCUCCGUCCCUGCAGGCGCCCGCCCCUCACAAACCCACCAUGUUCUUUGCCGCGAACUCUGGUGAGCGCCUCGGGUCGCCACGGGACGCGGUGCGCAUGCGCGGGGACGCCUAUUGUGCCGGGACCUCGCGUUACCCCUGGAAACACCGGAGCUUCGGCGACUCGAGGGGACAAAGGUCAGGCGAUUCAAGAUGGCGGAGGACCUGGACGAGCUCCUAGAUGAAGUGGAGUCCAAGUUUUGCACACCCGACCUUCUAAGACGGGGCGUGGUUGAGCAACCCAAAGGUUGCCGUGGCGGCACCCACAGCAGCGACCAGAACCAAGCCGAGGCGAAAGAGAAUCUCAGAUCAACGGAAACAUUUAAAAGAGAAGAUGAUCUUGACAGUCUGAUUAAUGAAAUAUUUGAAGAGCCCACCUUGGACAAAAAACAGUCUAAAUUAAAAUCUAAAUCUUCCUGUAACACAUCUGUCAGAGCUUCCAUUCAAGGCCGUGGUAAAAGUUGCAGUCCGGUGUACCUUGGUGGAAGCUCUAUUCCAUGUGGGAUUGGAACAAGUAUUUCAUGGAGAGCAUGUGACCAUCUGCGUUGUAUAGCCUGUGAUUUCUUGGUAGUAAGCUAUGAUGACUAUAUGUGGGACAAAUCAUGUGAUUAUCUGUUUUUCAGGAACAACAUACCAGAAUUCCACAAAUUAAAAGCAAAGUUGAUAAAGAAGAAAGGAACACGAGCAUAUGCCUGCCAGUGUAGCUGGAGAACUAUUGAAGAACUGACCGACCUUCAGACAGAUCAUCAGCUUCGUUGGGUUUGUGGUAAACAUUAAGAAUGUAGACUGCACAUUCGGACAGAUGCAUCCAUGAGAGCAGUAUCCGUUAAUCAUCAUAAUGUUUAGGCAAUGGUCCCUAGCAAUACAUUCCCUGUGGGAAAAGGCAGUGAAUUUUACUGAUACAACUACACACAGUUUUUAAGACCAAAUGGACUAAGGAAGAUUAUUAUAACACUUUGGAAUUUU
This is a messenger RNA of Saimiri boliviensis boliviensis (Bolivian squirrel monkey), 1026 nucleotides long. It is a transcript of the gene CFAP418, whose product is annotated as cilia and flagella associated protein 418. The record is from RefSeq and is a predicted model, not a curated record. NCBI's taxonomy places the organism in Eukaryota, Metazoa, Chordata, Mammalia, Primates, Cebidae. Gene Ontology annotation, cellular component: cytosol.